GACGUACAUAACUAGCAGCACUGGCACCACCCCACCACCAGAUCUGAACACACAACCCAUCACAAUGACAUCGACGCACGAGAAAAUCCGCCAAGCAGCAUCGCGCAACGCGGAGCUCCUCGCCGGGCUCCACGAGACCGACUCCGCUCCCUCCCAGCUCUAUCAACAAAUCCAAUACAUUAAGGACCUGAAUGAACAGCUCAAAGCAACAGAAAAACAAGUUUCGCGCCUGAAAGAAAAAACAGCUCUCGAGCUCAAAGACCACAGGAAGUACAACGAAUCCACCUUCCGGCGCUUCGCGCAUCGCGCAUCAGGCAGGACGGAUAAGUUCAACGAGAAAGCCGCCAAGGAAGAGAAGGAGUACUUUGACGCGAUCCAAGCGCAGAAGAGCGCAGAAGACGAGCUAGGAUAUGUAAGACAGUUGGUCGCUGAAGCCGAAGUCGCAAAGGCCGGCUAUGAGAAAGACGCUGCACGCCACGACGAGUACCAGCGCGCCCUCGAUGCCCUCUACAACUCCAUCUUCGCUGGCACGACCCCCGAAUUCCCCGAAGAAGACGCCCGCGAAGCCGCCUGCGAAGCCGCCAACGCCCGGCUGCAGUCCCUCGCCCAGACGCUGGAGAAAGAACGCCAUGUCCUCGAGCUCGUGAAGAAGGCGUGCGGCCGCCUGCUCGACGCCAAGAGGCUGCUCAUGCAGGCACAUGAUAUGAGUACCAUGGAUCUUUGGGGCGGAUCUACCUUUGCGAGCAUGGCGAAGAGGAAUGCGCUCGAGCAGGCGGAUAGCUGUAUGCGGCAGGUGCGCAUGCUGAGCCAGCAGAUCAGCCAGAUUGAGCCUGGACGCGAGGUGAGGAGUUUGGGGGCGGUGGAUGUGCGGAUUGGAAACAUCUGGAGUGAUGUUGUUUUCGACAAUAUUUUUACGGACAUGGAGAUGCACCAGCGCAUUCAGGCCGCAGAAGCACAGCUCGACCGCGCGCUGGGCAAGGGCGCGCAGCUGAUGAAGGAGCAGCAGGGGCGGGAGAAGGCGCUGCUUGCGGACGUCAACUACGCCAGCGGUGAGUUGCGCGAGCGGAGGGUCGAACUGCAGUGGAGUCGCGAGGAGGCGUUCCGGAAGGUGGUGGGCGGCGAGCAACCACCGCCGCAGAGGACGAUGCCGCAGGUGGAAGGGGAGGACGAGGCGCCGCCUGCGUAUUCUAGGGAGGCUUGAGGAAGGAUCAUCACAGAUGCGGUGAAAUGAGAUUAGUCUUCUGAAGACCGGAGGCGAUAACGCCGUGACUUGGAGUACAACUUCCUCUACUGGAAGGCCAAAACUAAUUCGUCGCAACUCAGUUGACACCUUU
Paraphaeosphaeria sporulosa is the source of this 1334-nucleotide messenger RNA. RefSeq lists its product as uncharacterized. Bases 65 to 1201 code for a protein of 378 amino acids. The record is from RefSeq and is a predicted model, not a curated record. The transcript has 2 exons. NCBI's taxonomy places the organism in Eukaryota, Fungi, Ascomycota, Dothideomycetes, Pleosporales, Didymosphaeriaceae.